AUGACGGAUCUCCUAGGACGUUCAGGGAUGGUUGACUGUAAGCCCCUCACUACACCAGCAGCUGUCACUAAACUGGUAACACCUUCUGAGGAACUAUUCGAGAAUCCGACGCAGUAUCGGCGCAUCGUUGGGGCCCUACAGUACUUGACUAUCACUAGGCCACACUUGGCAUAUGCAGUCAACCGGCUGUGUCAGUUCAUGCACUCACCAACAGUUGAUCAUUGGGCUCUUGUGAAACGGGUCCUACGUUACAUCAAGGGGACACUCGACUACGGACUGCGUCUCACGUCAUCUCCUUCAACCAGUAUUCAUGCUUUUCCCGACUCGGACUGGGCUGGCUGUCCAAUAGACAGAAAGAGCACCAGCGGUUUUGCAGUUUAUCUUGGGACUAAUCUCAUUUCCUGGCUAUCCAAGAAACAACGCACUGUCGCACGCUCCUCCACUGAAGCUGAAUACAAGGCCUUAGCUGAUGUGUCUGCUGAGGUCACCUGGGUCGUGUCACUACUACGAGAACUAGGGAUGCAUUCUGGUCAGCCUUCAACUAUGGUGCGACAAUCUUGGGGCUACUUACCUAUGUGCUAA
This is a messenger RNA of Ipomoea nil (Japanese morning glory), 582 nucleotides long. RefSeq lists its product as uncharacterized. Bases 1 to 582 code for a protein of 193 amino acids. The record is from RefSeq and is a predicted model, not a curated record. The transcript has a single exon. NCBI's taxonomy places the organism in Eukaryota, Viridiplantae, Streptophyta, Magnoliopsida, Solanales, Convolvulaceae.